Messenger RNA from Gadus chalcogrammus (walleye pollock), 2174 nucleotides. It is a transcript of the gene rfc3, whose product is annotated as replication factor C (activator 1) 3. Bases 116 to 1186 code for a protein of 356 amino acids. The record is from RefSeq and is a predicted model, not a curated record. The transcript is spliced from 9 exons. Lineage: Eukaryota; Metazoa; Chordata; Actinopteri; Gadiformes; Gadidae. Gene Ontology annotation, biological process: DNA-templated DNA replication; DNA repair. Gene Ontology annotation, cellular component: DNA replication factor C complex; nucleus. Gene Ontology annotation, molecular function: ATP hydrolysis activity; DNA binding; DNA clamp loader activity.
ACCGGAAGCCGGAAACAGCAACCCGCGCUAGAAAAACUUCGCGGGAGUUUAUGACAGAACAACAACAGAGGACUACUCAGAAGUAAACAAAUCUUACUUCACGUUUAAAACAGAAAUGAGUCUUUGGGUGGACAAAUACCGCCCGGCCUCCCUGGGGAAACUCGACUACCAUAAAGAACAAGCAGUGCAGCUGAAGAACCUGGUGCAAUGUGGAGAUUUCCCCCAUCUCCUGGUGUACGGACCGUCGGGCGCAGGAAAGAAGACCCGCAUAAUGUGUCUCCUGAAGGAGCUGUACGGAGCCGGGGUGGAGAAGCUGCGUAUCGAGCACCAGACCAUCGUUGCGCCCUCGAAGAAGAAAAUAGAAAUCAACACGAUAGCCAGUAACUACCACUUGGAGGUCAACCCGAGUGAUGCCGGUAACCAGGACCGCGUGGUGAUCCAGGAGCUGAUCAAGACGGUGGCCCAGUCCCAGCAGAUCCAGUCCAGCACACAGAGGGAGUUCAAAGUGGUGCUGCUGACCGAGGUGGAUCGCCUCACCAAGGACGCCCAGCAUGCAUUGCGUCGCACCAUGGAGAAGUACAUGGGCACCUGCCGCCUCAUCCUGUGCUGUAACUCCACCUCCAAGGUGAUCGGGCCAAUCAGGAGCCGGUGCCUGGGCGUGCGAGUGCCGCUGCCCAGCACCGAGGAGGUGUGCAGCGUCCUGUCGACCGUGUGUAAGAAGGAGGGCCUGUCCCUGCCCUCGGAGCUCGCCCGGCAGAUCAGCGAGCGCUCGGGACGCAACCUCCGCAAGGCGCUGCUGAUGUGCGAGGCCUGCAGAGUGCAACAGUAUCCCUUCUCGGUGGACCAGGCGGUGCCAGAGACGGACUGGGAGGUGUAUCUGAGGGAGACGGCCAAUGCCAUCGUCAGCCAGCAGAGCCCUGCCAGGUUAAUGGAAGUACGAGCCAGACUCUAUGAGCUCCUGACUCACUGCAUCCCUCCUGAGAUCAUUAUGAAGGGCCUGGUGGCCGAGCUGCUGAGCAACUGCGACGGGCAGCUGAAGACGGAGGUGACCCACAUCGCGGCCUACUACGAGCACCGGCUGCAGCUGGGCAACAAGGCCAUCUACCACCUGGAGGCCUUCACCGCCAAGUUCAUGGCCAUCUACAAGAAGUUCAUGGAGGACGGCCUGGACGGGCUCAUGUUCUAGAGGAACUGGGGGGGGGACUCAUGUUCUAGAGGGACGGGGGGGGGGGAGAGAGAGGACAGGAGAGAGGGGGAGGAAGGAGUAGAGAGGAGAGGAGGGGGGAGAGAAGAGAGGGGAGAGGACCAGGGAGAUCUCGAAGGGGGGGAGGACCAGGGAGAACUCGGAAGGGGGAGCCUUUGACAAACUGAGGAGGUGGAUGAUGAUGAUGAGGAGGAGGGAUGACGUCUCUGUGCAGCACUUGGAGGGUGGAUAAGUCGCGGUCUUGGUAUCGUGGCUGAUAAUAUUUCACUGAAAUAAAUGUUACGUUAUUUGUACAUUAAAUUGAUUUAUUAUGCAGGCAUGACAUUUAAUGAUAGGGGCAUGAUGAGUUCCCUCUAACUUUAUAAUUGGUUCAUAUUUUUUUAUGGAAAUCCCAUUAGUGGUAGGAGAAGUGAUUGUACAGUACCAUUAUGGUGCAUUAUGAGAUAUUAAUUUCCUCAAGGUAAAUUAUUGAGUUUACAUUUAAUAAGUGCAUGGUUGGCAGAGUUUUGUAGAAGGCAAUACUAUUUUGCAGAGGUGCACUCAAACACAAAGAAUAGAAAAACGCAUUCUAUACACAAUGUCAAAUAGUCAAAAUUAUUAAUGUACAUAUAUAAGUAGUCUUUGUUCCAUUACAGUAAGCUAUAUAGAUAGGGGAAAUUGUAAGGGUUAAAUACAUAUGGGCUACCAAAACAUCAACUUGUCGGAUUCUUCAAUACAUAUUGGAGGAUCAAUGGUUUCCUUUAUAAGGUGACUUUGCUACACAACAGAACGUGUAAAAUAAAAGUGUAAUCUUGACCUUCUCUUGUUUUCUGAGUGCCGUUAUACCAGUAGGUUAGCCAUACGUUAAACGUGAUAUUAUGCCACCAGGUGAGUGUGAUUAGACAUUACAGACCUUUUCCCUGUGGUUUAGUGACAUCACAAGUGGGCGUGUCCACCUAGAUGUACGAUGGAGAGAUAAGCAACAUUUGCU